AUGGGGUGCUUCACCUUUAUCAAGGUCAUGAUGAUCCUCUUCAACCUGGCCAUCUUCCUCAGUGGUGGGACCCUCCUGGGAGUUGGCAUCUGGGUCAAAGUGGACGGAGAGUCAUUCCUGAAAAUAUUUGGGACGCUGUCCUCCAGCAUCCUGCAGGUUGUGAAUGUGGCCUAUCUCCUCAUUGUCAUUGGUGCCAUCCUGCUGGUCAUCGGCUUCCUCGGGUGCUACGGUGCCCAGAAGGAGAGCAAAUGUCUCCUGAUGAUGUUCUUCUCAGUGGUGCUGAUCAUCUUCAUUGCUGAAGUUGCUGCUGCCGUGGUGGCUCUGGUCUUCACAGGUCUUGCAGAGACGUUACUGACAGGGCUGGUGACCCCGCUGCUGAAGGAGAAGUAUGGGGCGGAUGAGACAUUCACACAGAUCUGGAAUAUCACCAUGACAGAGGUUCACUGCUGUGGCCUGAAUAACUACACAGACUUCAACAACUCCUACUAUUUUGAUACACACAACGGCUACCCCUGGCAGUGCUGUGACAUGCAGGAACCCUGCAACAGCACCAUGGCUGCAGAAAUGGCUGUCCAGGGCUGUUUCAAGCAGAUCCUGGAAGAAAUCAGGACCAACGCGGGGGUAGCGGGCGGCGUGGCAGCCGGCAUCGCUGCCUUGGAGAUUGCAGCCAUGGCCGUCUCCAUGUACCUGUACUGUCGGCUGGAUGAGAAGUGA
Melozone crissalis (California towhee) is the source of this 714-nucleotide messenger RNA. It is a transcript of the gene TSPAN1, whose product is annotated as tetraspanin 1. The record is from RefSeq and is a predicted model, not a curated record. Gene Ontology annotation, cellular component: membrane. The transcript is spliced from 7 exons. The coding region runs from base 1 to 714 and encodes 237 amino acids. NCBI's taxonomy places the organism in Eukaryota, Metazoa, Chordata, Aves, Passeriformes, Passerellidae.